This is a messenger RNA of Dermacentor albipictus, 3246 nucleotides long. Its product is annotated as ribosome-binding protein 1-like. Lineage: Eukaryota; Metazoa; Arthropoda; Arachnida; Ixodida; Ixodidae. Gene Ontology annotation, molecular function: molecular adaptor activity. The record is from RefSeq and is a predicted model, not a curated record. Gene Ontology annotation, biological process: signal transduction.
GAUAACACAUUGCAGGAAACCGCCGCUUUGGACGCACGGCACCAGAACACAGUGGAGGCGCUUCGACAACAGUGUGAGCAGGAGAAGCAGCAGAUGAGGCAAGGGCACGCAGACGAGAUGCAGCACCGCCUCGAGAAACUCUGCGCAGAUCUUGCCAGAGAGCACUCGGAACAGCUGGCCAAGCUCAGGGAAACAGCCGAAGCCGAAAAGGCAGCGCUUCUGCUGGAGUGCCAAAAUGCAGAAGUACAGUCGUCAGCCUGCAACACGUGGCAACAGAUGGCAAACAGGGACAGCAGUGUGCCGGGCAGUAGCGGUGGCAAGGCCGCUCAGCUGUUGACCCAGGAAGAGAUCCACAGCCUGGUCAGUCGUCGCAUCACGGAGGAGGUGACUCGACUGUGCAGGAUGCACGAGGCAGAGGUGGCCGAGCUGAAAAAGGCUGUGGAAAGGCAGUGGGGCAGUGAGCGCCGGGUCGGGACAUCAGCGCCGGAAGGCUCCGCUGCCAAAGAGGUGAGCACUUCAACUGAGGCGAAAGACGUGCAACGUCUGCAGCAAGAACACCAGGCAGAGAUUGCACACCUGCGUGCCGAGAUGGCCAGAAUUCUUCAAGAGAAGGAAGAGGUGCUGACAGCGCGGGCAGACCAGCGCCUGCUGUCUACGGAGGCGGGCUUCCAGCGGGAGCGGGACGAGCUUUCGGAAGCUCUGCGGAAGGCUCAGGCAGAGGCGACACAGCAAGAUGCUGCUCACCGAGAGCAGCUGCGUAGGAUGGAGGCGACCCUGCGAGCACAGCUGGAGACGGAGAAGGGGUGCCUCGCACUGCAGCAGGAGCAGCUGAUCUGGCGGCUGCGGGAGGAGCACACGCAGCAGUUGCAGGCCCUUCGUGCAGAGCAGCUGCGGGAAGUAGAGACCCUCCGGGAGGAGCUAGACCGAACCAAGCUGAAGCUGCGGGCCCACAAGAUGGCUACCAUGCUGCGUUCUCGUGGCAGCACACCACCUUCAGACAAUGGAAGCACUGCUUCGAGCUUGGCUUCAGCCAGCACACUGGACGAAAGCAACUCUCAGGAUUCCAUGGUGUCGCCGGCUCUUCGUGACCUGCUAGGAAAGAUAUAUCGCGAGGGACUACAUGUGCUGUCCCUGACAGAACGGCAGUUGCUGCAGCGACACUUGACACCAUCACCUGAACGCAGUGGCAACACAACCGCAGCAUCCGACCACUCUACAGCCACUGUCAAAGCAGUUGCUCCAGCCUCGGAAAAUGACGCUCAGCAGUUGCAAGAAGCACUGAAACAGGAACUCCUGGCUCACAAAAAGGCACUCGAUGAACUCCAGGAGCAAAUGGACCUCGCCAGGAAUCAGCAUGACCAGAAGGAGCUAAAAUUCAAGGCCAAAGUGGAUACGCUGGAGGGUCAGCUUCGGCAGGAACGGUCACGGGCAGAAGAGCUCAAGCAACGGCUGGACACAGAGCAGGCCAAGACACUGGAGCUGCUCACGCAGCUCAAUAGCCAACGGUCCUCGUGUCUGGAACUGGAGAUGGCACUGGCCAAUUGCCGGUCCGACCUUGCCGAUGCUAAUCGCCAAAUACUUGCCCUCAAGCAAGAAGUCCUCCAUUGCAAGAGCUCCCUGGAGGUCGAGAAACUUCAUGCACAGAACAUGUUGAAUGCUGUCAACGCUGAGCGGGCUCACUUCAACCAGCUACAAGCCACUUUGGAGCUGGAGCGACGCCGUGGAGCCAUGACUCGCGAGCAGGACCAACAGCUCAUUCAUGAGCUCAGAGCAGGACCCUCAUCCCUUCCAUCCACACCAGCACGGCACACACAGAUGAGCGAGAUUGAGAAGAUGCGUGGGGGUCCUCUGUCAAGCACUGCUCACUUGGACAACUCGCUGCUUUGUGAAGGAGACAACGUGGGCACUCGCGGCGGUGGCCACUACCUGUGUGCACGAGAGAAGCUGACAUUGAGCCAGUCUCUGCUGAAAGCAGAGGAGGAGAUAUCAAGACUAAGGCAGCUCACCCUUAGCCAGGACCUGUUACUUGGCCAGACAGCAGCAGAUGGCAACCUGUCACCUGCCAUCUGUCGUCUGCUUCACAAGCUGUACUGGAAGUACCGCAAAGCAGAGAGCUGGCGCAAGGGCCUCAUCUACCAGAAGCAGUACUUGCUCAGCCUCCUUCAGGGCUUCCAGGCGACUGAGGAUGUGGCUUUGCGGAUGCUAUUGGGCUCCAGACGUCGACCUCCCCCUUCGCCUCCACCCCUUCACCACAUCGAUGGAAUAGGGACUUCUAGCGAAGAUGACGGGCGCCCAAGGCAGCAGGGUUUCCGUCUGCACUCUUCCGACUCCUCUGGCGGUCGCCACUUCCAGCACUUGCUGGCUUACCAGUCAAGGGGUCACCAAGACUCGGUGGACGAUGCUCCAUUGCCUUCGGGAUCAUCCUCGCAUUCAUCAGCUGAUGGGUCUUCGGGCAUAGCAUCAUCGCCGCCUAUGCCCGCACGAUUCCGAUUCCGGUCAGCAGUGCAGGCUGUGGUAGCACUGCAUCGCAUGCAACAUCUGGUGCACAAGUGGCGGUUGGCGGCAUGCGUGCCUCCGACGCCUGUACUUCUGCACAAGGUGGAGCUGGCAGUGCGAUCAGUGCCACACGGUGGCACUUGGAGGCUAGGAGCGUCCACCAGUUCAGGCCUCUCUAUGGUCACGGCACGGUCAUCGCAGUCCUCACUGGUUUCGGCUAACACAAGCCAAGCAUCAGCAGCGACGGUGCUGUGCCACAGGUUGCCACAGCCACCGUCACCCAGGACCCCAUCACGGCCUUCCCAGAGUCAGCCUGCAAGCAUGAGGGAAUUUGUGGAGAGGCUGGACAGUUUGCACAAGCAGUUCGGCCUCAGUGAUGACCAGCAUUGCUGACACACCGCCACUGGGUGGAAGGUGUUGACGACAGUGUUGGACAGUGUUCACAGUACUUCAUUGUACCCCCCAGCAAGAAUGCAUCAACGCACAGACAAGGGAUUGAGUAGCUUUUUGGAAAGCUGCUCCUUGGGAUCGUGUAGAUAACUAGCAUGUUCAGAGUAGUUUUUGCAUUGCUGUUAAAAAGGACUGCUAUGUUUUCUACUUUUUCACUACCAAGGAGGGUAAUCUAUGCAAGCAGUAAAGAAAGGUUUAUUUAUGCUCUAACUGACGCCUUCUGGUGUAGGCAUGCUCAGCACUCUUCUAGUCUUGACUGAGUGUUGGGGGACGCAUAGUGAAAUGCAUCCUUUUGGUAAA